Messenger RNA from Prorocentrum cordatum, 2298 nucleotides. Lineage: Eukaryota; Dinophyceae; Prorocentrales; Prorocentraceae. The record is from the annotation of a GenBank genome assembly.
CAUGCCUGCACUGCCCAUUAGGAUUCGACGCGCCGGUGCGGCGUAUCUCCGCAGCAUCCAUUUAGGAUUCAAGACGCCCAUUCCAAUAUAGCCCGCCAUAUUCUCACGAGCGACAAGUUACUGGGCUGCUGAAGCAUUGUUGCGCCCAGUCGCCUGGACCGCCACAAGUUCCGAACGAUUACGGGACACACCGGACGAUGGCGGAAUCUUUGCCGCCCAAGUUGAGGCGCAAGAUCACGGAAGAGAAGGCGGCUUCGAGAGCAAAGAAGGAAUUCGAAGGCAUAAAGACAAUCGAGGACGCAUUCGCUUUUUGCGACAAGGACGGAGAUGGCGUUAUUUCAAAACGUGAGCUCGGCCAGGCCCUCAGUUCGCUGGGUGAACACAAGAGCGAUGAAGAACUCCAAGAGUUGAUGAACAGAGUUGACGCCGAUGGCUCUGGGACGCUCGAUUUCGACGAAUUCGCGUGUUUGGUGAAGACCGAAAAGCCGAUUCAUAGUAGACUCGUCAAGGGCCGCAAGCACCUAAUGGCCUGGAUCGGAGACUGUGCUUACGCUGUAUCUUCUCGAGUUGGACGUGGUCUCGGCUUCUUUUGUCGAUGCUUCUGUUGUUGUCAUGCGAACCGCUACCGUGAAUCGCCGUAUCUUCCGGCGAACUCGGAGCUGGGCACUCGAGAUGAAGCUUUACGCGCAUUGGGGGCUUGUGCAAGGCUAGUAGGGGGCACUGGAUACAUCGAUGCAGAAUUGCACGGCAAAUUCGAUCCUCCGCUGAUUGGGAAGCACAGUGGUUUCAAGAUAGAGUCUCAUGUGGAUCAGAUUUGCGAGACGUCGGGAUCCACAUCUGCGAUCCAAGCUGCAUGUUACACAAAUGCCAGGUACCCAAAAGCUUGCAUCGUUGCUUUCCGUGGAACGAUGAGUUACGCAGGUCUAAAACAGGAUGCUACCUUGCUCACUCCUUACAAAGGCACCCCAAUAUAUAAGGCAUGCAAACAAUCUUGUAAAUUUGUGAAGCGGUGCCAGGAGAACCACGAAGGAAAAACUAUAUUCGUCACCGGUCUUUCUCUUGGCGGCUACUUAGCAGAAGUGGUCGCAUCUAAGUUGGAUGUAGCUGGGGCAUCGUUCAAUAGCCCAGGCCCUUGGCGAUGGCAUUUAUCAAUGAUCCCAAAUAAUGCAGGUCAUGAGCGUCCGCCCUUUGAGAUUCAUUUGACGAGGUCCGACCGCGUGGCCAACAUAUUGUUUCCCAAACCGCAGCACAGUACGCAUAUCGGACGACCGCUCUGGCACCACGGGAAAGUUCAUCGCAUAUGCGAUCCUUAUGUGCCUGACGAAGUUGUUGGCAUCCCAUCUGGUAUAAAAAAUCAGGGGGAUACUCAUAUUCUAUACGUCAACCAGAAGGAUGAGUUGGGCAUCGAAUCCAGCACUUCGGAAUCUAGCACUGCGGACUCUUCGUCGGAUGAGUCAGGGACUCGUUGCUGACUGCAGCGGAGAGCACCAAGCAGGUCUCUUCAGAGUGACAACUGGGCACGAGAAACACUCAGCAGCAUAAUUAUGAACGCUACUGAUCAAGAGCAUAUGCUAACACCAUUGAUUCCAAUGAUUGGUUGGUCAAGCACUCGAUCGCCAUGCUCAUCAGCAUCUCCCGCUGUUGUAUCCCGCUCGUCCACAGCCCUUCCUCCCCCGUUCAGUCGUUCCCCUCUGUCUGGUAUCGAAGACCUACGGCGAAUCACCGCCGCCCCCUGCCUUUUAGGAUACGUCUAUGUGGCCAAACGUUUGGACAAAGCUUGGCCACGAUGUUGGACCAUAGCAGAUGGGAUCAAUUGGUUGUUUGAGUAGCAGGGGUUUGCAACAACGCCGCUGCCAACGUCAGCGCAGAUUGGUUUAUGUUUCUCCACCGUCCAGCGCUAGCAAAGAUCUCGGCGUAUGGCCACUGGCGCGCCUUCAUUCGCCGCUGGUCAAAGGUGUCGGCGAAUUGCUUGUCUCCCUCGCUGGCUGGGCGCGAAGCUACUCCAUAUGGCGUCUAACUCCCUCUGCGGGUGCAAGUAUUGAACGCAGCUUUGCCCAUUCUAGUGCACUUUCAGUCGAACGGUUCAGGCGCGUAUGUUUCAAUGUUUAGGAAUGGCGCUCGCUCAACAGCGUCUGUGUCGCUCACAGGGUUGCAGUCUUGGCUUAAGUGCCUGACAAUCAUGCUUCAGGUCAAAGGUGUGCACGACGAUGUCGAUGUAUCUAGAUGGGCAUGCCAGACGCGGUGUCUUGACAUAUUGGAUAGAAAAGUUGUUGCCGCAGCCACGGAAGGACAUACGAG